AGGUGUUUGCAAAUGGCGCCUCUCCUGGAGUAUGAGAACCAAGUGUUCCUGGACUUGUUCCAUGAAGACGGCCUGGUGAUCACUGGCCGUGGAUUGGGGAUCGAUAGGAUCUUGCAGAACUUUCUGAAGCUGUACUGCGAUCCGGGGAACCUGGUGCUGGUGUUAAAUACUGAUACAGCAGAGGAGGAAUACCUUAUAGAACAGCUACGUUCUGAAGGUGUUACCCCUCUGCCACGCAUUAUCACCAAUGAGAUUGUCAGCAGUGAACGCUAUGAUGUCUACACACAAGGUGGAGUCUUAUUUGUCACUAGCCGAAUUCUUGUGGUGGAUUUCCUUACUGACAGAAUUCCUGCAAACCUAGUAUCUGGUAUCCUGGUGUAUAAAGCACACAAGAUUAUAGAGUCCUGCCAGGAGGCAUUUAUACUCCGCUUGUACCGACAGAAGAACAAGCAAGGUUUCAUCAAAGCCUUUACAGACAAUCCGAUUGCAUUCAACAUGGGAUUCUGCCAAGUGGAAAGAGUAAUGAGAAAUCUAUUUGUGAGGAAACUUUAUCUAUGGCCACGGUUCCACAUGUCUGUGAAUUCUUUCUUAGAGAAGCAUAAACCUGAAGUAGUAGAGUUGCACGUCUCCAUGACCCCUGCCAUGCUUGCUAUUCAAGCUUCAAUAUUGGACAUUAUGAAUGCUUGUCUGAAAGAACUCAAGCGCUAUAACCCAGCUCUAGAGGUGGAGGAUUUAUCUUUGGAAAGUGCCAUUGGCAAAGCAUUUGACAAGACUAUCCGCCAUUACUUGGAUCCACUAUGGCAUCAGCUUGGAGCCAAGACAAAGUCUUUGGUUCAAGACUUAAAGAUUCUUCGCACACUCUUACAAUACCUUUCCCAGUAUGACUGUGUGACUUUUUUAAACCUUCUAGAAUCAAUGAGGGCAAGUGAAAAGGCAUUUGGGCAAAAUUCAGGCUGGCUGUUUCUUGACUCUAGCACAUCAAUGUUUGUCCAUGCUCGUGCCAGGGUUUACCAUGUUCCAGAUUCUAAAACUAUCAAGAAGCCAAAAACAUCUGAAAACGUGCAAGCCAAGUCAACAGAAAUCGCAAAUGAUGGAAAGAAAGAAUUGGUUUUAGAGAGCAACCCAAAAUGGGAAGCUUUGACUGAAGUCUUGAAGGAGAUUGAAGUAGAAAAUAAAAAUUUCUAUCAUUGUGUUUUUUCAGGUCGUGUAUUAAUUUGUGCCAGUGAUGAUCGAACAUGCGCACAACUGAGAGAAUACAUUGCAACUGGAGCAGAGAAACUGUUAAUGAGACUUUACAACAAAAGUUUUGUAAGAGAUGAGAAAGCUGCAGAAGUGUGGUUGAAGAGCCGAAAAACUGCCAAGGUUAAAGAGGGUACCAAGACUGGGAAAGCAUCCAGAGCCAAGAAGACAAAAGAAGGUGCCACAAAACAGAAGAAAAACUGUAAAAACACCGAGCUAACUUUAACACAAAUGAUAGGAAAACGAGAAGAGGAUGAUGUGGGAAAGGAGGAGGAAAACAAAUACAACGAAGAAAGCAUUAGUCAGGAAAGCAGUGUUGAGGAACCAAAGUUUGAAGACCUCCAAUUGAAUUUGCCUUCAGACUCUUGCUAUGGGAUUUUGAAGGAACCGCUCACUGUUAUUCAUCCGCUACAAGGCUGUACUGACCCUUAUGCACUCACAAGGGUCCUGCAUGAAGUGGAACCAAGAUAUGUAGUCCUCUAUGAUGCAGAGCUCAGUUUUGUUCGCCAGCUUGAAAUUUACAGAGCAAGUAAACAGAAACCGCUAAGGGUGUAUUUCCUUAUCUAUGGAGGUUCCACUGAAGAACAGCGCUAUCUCACUGCCUUGAGGAAAGAAAAGGAGGCAUUUGAGCAACUUAUUAGAGAGAAAGCCAGCAUGGUUAUUCCUGAAGAAAGGGAAGGAAGAGAUGACACAAAUCUUGAUCUUCAGAGAGGUGUAACUGAUUCAUCAUCCUCAACCGACACUCGCAAAGCUGGUGGCCAGAAGCAGAAUAGUGUCCAACACACUAUCAUCGUUGACAUGCGCGAGUUCCGUAGUGAACUUCCAUCUCUUGUUCACCGGCGUGGCAUUGACAUAGAACCUGUUACACUAGAAGUGGGAGAUUACAUCCUGACUCCAGAUAUGUGCGUUGAGAGAAAGAGUGUGAGUGACUUAAUUGGUUCACUGAACAAUGGACGUCUCUACACCCAAUGUGUAGCGAUGUCUCGCUAUUACAAGAGGCCCAUUCUUCUGAUUGAGUUUGACCCCAACAAACCGUUUUCUCUCACAUCAAGAAAUUCUAUUCACCAAGAGAUUUCAGUGAACGACAUCACGUCCAAGAUAACUCUCCUCACUCUUCACUUUCCAAGAUUGCGCAUCCUUUGGUGUGCGUCUCCACAUGCCACCGCAGAGCUAUUUGAGGAACUAAAGCAGAACCGUCCCCAGCCCGAAGCUGCAACAGCAAUGGCAAUAACCGCUGACUCGGAAACCAUCCCAGAAUCUGAGAAGUAUAAUCCAGGCCCUCAGGACUUCCUUUUAAAAAUGCCAGGAGUCAAUGCCAAAAAUUGCAGAGCCAUCAUGAAUCAUGUAAAGAACAUUGCAGAACUGACAACUUUAUCUCAGGAGAAACUGUCUGAAAUUCUCGGAAAUUCUAAUAACGCAAAACAACUUUACGAUUUCAUUCACACGUCUUAUGCAGAGGCUGUUUCUCAAGGGAAAGCUAAACGGUGAUGUUUUGAUAUUUAUAGUAUAUUUAUACAUACAUCUCUAUUUAUUGGUUUGGUGUGUUGCUGAAAUAGAUCAACAUGACAAGAUGCAAAUUAAAGAUAUGUCUGCUUGGAACAUAUGUUCUCUAAAUCGUGGUACAUCAAAGAUUUUAUCCUUUUGUAGAAAAUUUGCAUAAUAAACUAAAUGGACUUAUUAACGUAUGUCUUUAUCCUCGGGUGACCCAAACCACAUCUGCUUUUUGUGGUAAUAGUUUGCUUGGAUCUGUGCCCCUUGUAUACCUGUAGAUAUAGCUGUGAAAAUAAUUAGAAACGGUCUGGUUAUUUGCUAAUGUGAAUUUCAAAUUUAAGGUAGCAGUACAUGAAGAGAAGGCAUAGCUGGUUUAGUUCAGUUCAGUUAUUUUGACCUUAAAAUUUAAAUUCACUUUGAAUUCUUACUUUUGUAAACAGCCGUUUGUGUGGCCGAUAUUGCUCGUCAGUAUUUCUGCGUGGAACACACCAACAUUGUUAAUGAAUGCAUCUACAUAACAUAUAACACACAUUUAUUUAAAGUAAAAAUUAAAGGGGACACUUUAGUCACCCAGACCACUUCAGAUCAUUGAAGCGGUCUGGGUGCCAUGUCCCUGUCCCACUUAGCCCUGCAGUGUGAAUCAAUGCAGUUUUUAAGAAACUGUAAUAAUUACUAGAGGGCACCUCCUGGUUGCUACAGACAUUUGGAAAGAGGAGUCUGUCGGGCAGUGCCAACCCAAGGCUGAGAGACAUUGGCGCUUGAAUCGGUUAAGUAACUAAGGUUUUUUUUUUUUCUUUUUUCUUUUUUUAAGCCUUUUAGCUACUGGGGUAGGGUCAGGGCAGGUGCAGCCAGAGGACUCUUUAGUGUACAGAUUGUUAUUCCUAACACUAUAGAUCCCUUUAAGUAUGUUUUGCAGUGAACACUUUGUAUGAAUUAUUUAAAGACAUUGAAACCUACUAAAAUCUGUCAAACAUUUGUGCUCUUUUAUGUGUGGCUAAUGUGUUGCCGAUAUUAUAUUUGGGUAGGUAUAAAUCUAACUUAUAUAUUAUGAUUGGUUCCAUCCCACCAACAUCACCAUCAUAAUGAAAUGUAACUGCUAUGUGCACUCUCCCUACUCCUAUUUGGGAGCAGGGCAUCUAUAUUCAUAGUCCCAAGUGGUAAUCAAACAAACCUGUAUUGCACAGCCAACGUACUGUGCUGUAACCCACCCCAGGUGUGUCCUAUUAAGGGUUAAUAAGUGUGUAGGACUUCAUAAAAAUACACCUUUCUGUCUCAUUUGAGACUUUGUCUUUUAGCUGAAAGCAACAAGAUGCAUUGUUAGUGGAGCACUCACCUAAGAGGUUUGCCUUGACAUGACAGGUGAGCUUACACUUUAAAGCAGCUCUGUCACUGUCCAGGUCUUGGCUAAAUUUGCAAAGACCUCAGACUGUGACAUCACUGCUGGUGGUCCGGUGGCCAUAGGGGACAGGAAAAGAUAAGAUUUCCUUACCUGAACCUGUCCCUCGUGGGCCCUGCCACUCUCUGUGCAGCCCUAGAGAAGUCCUAAAGGUGAGAGUUAAAGACCCAAGUAGGAAGUAUUAGAUGACUAGAAGAUGAGCCUAACUGUAGCAUUUAUCAUGGGGUGCAAAGGGGCCAGCUGGAAAGACCCGUAAGAGAUGAGUGGUUAUGGCCUUACACAAGCACUUUAGCUGUAUCCAGUGUUCGGCAGUGGCAGAUGAAUGCUUUGUUUGUAAGAUGGAAGCAAAAGGAUUUAGUAAUUGACUGGAUGUGAGGAGGUAAGCAGAGGUUUAAAUCUAAGAGAACGUCAAGGCAGCAAGGCUACUGGGUAGAGUUGAUAGAAGUGCCAUUGAAUUGGUGGGAAACGACAUGGGUAAAAAGGUUAUUGAAGGAGGAAAGAUGAGAAGCUCUGUUUGAGAGAUUGAGUUUAAGAAAACUGAUAAUCCUAUGAUAAGUCAAUGAAUUGCCAGACUGCCGAAGGAGUAUGCCAGAAAGCCUCAACCGUAAAGGAUAAGUAAGAAAAUAUUCAUUCGUUUAUUCA
This is a messenger RNA of Pelobates fuscus (common spadefoot toad), 4768 nucleotides long. RefSeq names its product ERCC excision repair 4, endonuclease catalytic subunit (gene ERCC4). Gene Ontology annotation, molecular function: single-stranded DNA binding; single-stranded DNA endonuclease activity; damaged DNA binding. The record is from RefSeq and is a predicted model, not a curated record. NCBI's taxonomy places the organism in Eukaryota, Metazoa, Chordata, Amphibia, Anura, Pelobatidae. Gene Ontology annotation, biological process: double-strand break repair via homologous recombination; nucleotide-excision repair involved in interstrand cross-link repair; resolution of meiotic recombination intermediates. The coding region runs from base 13 to 2727 and encodes 904 amino acids. Gene Ontology annotation, cellular component: nucleotide-excision repair factor 1 complex. The transcript has 11 exons.